Messenger RNA from Triplophysa dalaica, 1760 nucleotides. RefSeq names its product R3H domain and coiled-coil containing 1-like (gene r3hcc1l). The record is from RefSeq and is a predicted model, not a curated record. Bases 86 to 1096 code for a protein of 336 amino acids. The transcript is spliced from 8 exons. Lineage: Eukaryota; Metazoa; Chordata; Actinopteri; Cypriniformes; Nemacheilidae.
UGACGUCACGUCGCCUUUGAGUCUCCAAACAUCCGGUCACGGUUUCAACGUUUCGGCGAACUGGAAAAUAGUGGAAGAUACAUCUAUGGAGACGGUUGAAGCAGCCCUGCCCGAAGAGGGGUCCACAUCUACCGUCCCACUCCGGAACAAAAAACCCACCAAGGAAAUCUACGUACCCAAGAAACGCCAGCCUGAGAUAAUGGACCCCAAGGAGAAAAAGGCCAAACCCAGACCCCGUUACACUGACAAGGCCCGCAAGAGCAAGAAGAACAAAGGCAAAACGGCAGAGACCCCGAACGGAGAGGAAAGAGAGGAGAACUGUGAUGCUGGGUUGAAAGAGGGGGAUACAGACAAUCUGAACAUGACAACUGAAAAUAACGAGGAGCCCAAAGAUGACACGGACAUCACGUCAGAAACGCACGUGAUCACGAGUAAUGAUGACAAUACAGCAGAAGAUGAAGCGAUCCAGAAGGAGGAGGAAUCAGAAGAAAACUGGGAUUCUUUGUUUAAUGAUGAUGGUGACUAUCUCGACCCUCAUUUGGUGGAGGAGAUGUCGCUAGAGGAGAAGAACUCAGGAACCAUACAGGACCCGCGUUUCGACUACUAUAAAUGGUCACCUGGGGAGGAGGAAGAGGUGGAGCUAUGUGACGAGGAGAUGUCACACAUCAUAGAGAUUUACGAUUUCCCAGCCGAGUUUAAGAUGGAAGACCUGAUCAGAUCCUUCAGCUCUUUCCAGCAGAAGGGGUUCGAUAUUAAAUGGAUCGAUGAAACACACGCUCUGGGUUUGUUCUCCAGUCCGAUCGCAGCUCGUGAUGCUUUGAGGAUGAAGAACCCCAUGAUGAAGAUCAGACCUCUGUCCAAAUCAUCAAAUGCCACUAAAGCCAAAGCUCGCAGCAACUCAGAUUAUCUUCUCCCAGCUAAAGAGCGGCCUCAGACCAGUGCAGCUCUGGCUCGGCGGCUUGUGAUCGGUGCUUUGGGUGUGAAGAGCAACCAGACCAAAGAAGAGCGAGAAGCAGAGAAGAACAAAUUACGGGAAGCAAAAGACCAAAAACGUUUGGCUGCUAAACAGCGUGAAGAUGCCUGGGAUGGCCAGUGAACAUACCACAGAUUCUGUACUGAGAUCUGAAGGUGAUGUCAGAUACAACGCCCCCCAGGAGUUGAGUGAAUCAGGACGACUGCCAAACACAACACAACAGACCCAACCAAAGACGUGGGGACAUGAGCCAGUCAUGCAGACUUGAACAGGGAGAUUUUCCAAUUGUAUAAUUUUCCUCUUAAGGUUUCUUAUGUGAGCAAAGAACUUUUGCAUAAAGAAUUUAAUCCUUAUAAAAAAUUUGUGAUGUUCUUGUAUUAUGUUCUUCAGGUGAUAAAGACCAUCAAAUAUCACUAUUAACAACUAUGUUCAGCCUUUGAUAAAAAUCUGGAAAGCUGUUUGAUUGCAUCAUUACAACAAUGGUCUAAAAAUAAGUUAACUGAUACUUUUUUGGGGUGAUAAUAAUUUGACUAAAGAUAUGAAAAUAUUUUUCAGUAAAGCCUAGAAUAAAACUUCAAUUGCCGUUGUCAAUAUUGUAUUUUUGUUCUUAAUUCUCACAUUUUGUUCGGUAUGUAGUUGGUCAAUAUAUCGAAGUAUUGUAAUUAAACAAAUCACUAAAAAAAAAAGUCAAGCUAUGUUUAUCAGGACAGGAGGUCUGUUGUGUUCUCUAAUGGCAACGCACCGAAUUUUUCAGCUGUGAUUCUCAAAUAAAAAGGUCUUUUCCUAC